Messenger RNA from Paramuricea clavata, 765 nucleotides. The record is from the annotation of a GenBank genome assembly. NCBI's taxonomy places the organism in Eukaryota, Metazoa, Cnidaria, Anthozoa, Malacalcyonacea, Plexauridae.
AUGUACCAAUCCUCUUAUAAAACUGAUGGACAGAAUGAAACAGUUUUCUUUGAUAACUGUCAAAGACGAUGUUAUGAAUUGACGGUCACUGACAAUAAAUGCCCUUUUCGUGUCUAUCAAUCGGAACGACUACACUGUCUAAAACUUAAUGUUGAUGAAUUUCGCACCAAAGUUCCAGACUUUGAAAACACUGAAAUACUCGAUGACUUGGAAACUGUCCUGCAUUCAAUUAGCAACAUUAAAAAGCAGUAUGUAACAAAUAAAUCAAAAGCUGCUAUCUUGGAAUCCACAACCACAUUAGGCUACCAGUGCCAUAACUUGUGUAGGAAAAUCACCUCCUACAUACCUACUCUGAAGUCCAGAAUACACGAAUUUACCGAGGCGGGACCUGGCGUGGGUGUUACCAAUCAUGAUGUGAAAUACAGGACUGCUGAAGUGAUCAUGCUAACUAAUCCUGAUUACUAUAUUCGGCAUCACCUUUCCAAUGGUGAUAGUAGUCACAACGAGGUGGAGCGGAUUCAGUCAUACGUUGGUGAUGCCAUCUGUGAUGGGGGUCCAUUAGAAUGGGAACACCAACAUCAGGAAGGACUAACAAAUGAACAUAUAGAACAGAAGAAGCUUGCUGAAAUUGAGGACUAUGAACUUAAACGGAUUGAAUACAACGCCUUUAAGGUCUGUGACGAUCUUACUUGUCGGAUUGAUGAAGCUCCUGCCCCGGAUGGAUACAUGAAGGCCUACACCUCACAGAAGAACGAGGACCUUUGA